Messenger RNA from Striga asiatica, 1078 nucleotides. The record is from the annotation of a GenBank genome assembly. NCBI's taxonomy places the organism in Eukaryota, Viridiplantae, Streptophyta, Magnoliopsida, Lamiales, Orobanchaceae.
AUGGCAGCUGAAAUAGAUCACAAAACAUUGACCGUCAAUGGGAUCCGAAUGCACGUGGCGGAAUCCGGCCGCGGCCCGAUAAUCCUGUUCCUCCACGGCUUCCCCGAGUGCUGGUACACGUGGCGCCACCAGAUAAGAUUCUUCGCCAGCCGCGGCUAUCGAGCCGUGGCGCCGGACCUCCGGGGCUUCGCCGACACCUCCGGCGUGCCGGCAUCAGUUCCGGCGGCGUUCACCUCAAUCCACGUGGCCGGCGAUCUCGUCGCGCUAAUCGAGGCGGUGGCCCCGCCGGGCGAAGGGAAGGUGCUUGUGGUGGGGCACGACUGGGGAGCGUUGGUUGCCUGGAGCUUGUGUCUGUACAGGCCCGACAAAGUCAACGCGCUGGUCAACUUGAGCGUGCCCUUCAGCCGGAGGAACCCGGGCCGGAAGCCGCUGGAGACACUGCGCGCGGUUUAUGGAGAUGAGUACUAUAUUUGCAGAUUCCAGAAACCAGGAGAAAUAGAAGAGGAGUUUGCCCAAAUUGGUGUCAAGAAUGUGGUGAAGUAUUUCCUGACAUACCGCAACCCGGGCCCACUUUACCUUCCAAAAGGCAAGCCUUUUCCUGAUAAUCCAAUCAGUUUGCCUUCUUGGCUCUCUCAAGAAGAUGUUGAUUACUAUGCUACCAAGUACGAGGCCACUGGCUUCGCUGGUGCCUUAAAUUACUAUCGGGCACUUGACAUGAAUUGGGAGCUAACAGCGGUUUGGACCGGAUGCCAAGUUAAAGUCCCGGUGAAAUUCAUGGUGGGGGAUGAAGACCUGACGUACAACGCCCCAGGGGCAAAAGAGUACAUUGAGAAGGGAGGGUUGAAGAAAGAUGUGCCGAUGCUGAAGGAAGUAGUUGUGCUGAAAGGGGUGGCUCAUUUUAUCCAUGAAGAGAAACCCGAUGAAGUUAAUGCUCACAUUCUCUCUUUCUUAAAAAACUGCUCUACUCACAAUUGUUCGGCAUUGUGAUCUUGAUUCCGAUUCUUAUUCAAAAAUUGGCCUUUUAUGUUUGGAUAUGGGCAUGCCCAUUAACAAUGUAAAUGUGAUUGGUCACUAGACG